AUGGCUUCCUAUUGCUCAUGCCGUCUAAUAUCUGAGGCUACUGGAAGGAGGUUUAAUGUGCUCGACUAUGGUGCUGAUGGAAAUGGCAAAAUCGAUGCUACACCGGCUUUCCAAAAAGCAUGGGGGGAUUUCUGUCAAGCAAGUGAAGAAAUGCCAACCCUUGAAGUACCAGCAGGGAAGACGUUCUUGUUGAAGUCGGUCUCAUUCAGUGGCCCUUGCAUGUCCAAGAACCCUCAUGUUUUGAUCGAAGGUACAAUCGUUGCACCAAACAGCUUUGAUUCAUGGGAUGAUGAUGAUUAUGAAAAAUGGAUUGGAUUCACAGCCGUUGUUGGUCUCAUUGUUGAUGGAGGGGGAAGAUUUGAUGGACGAGGAGAAGCUUGGUGGAAAGCUUGCAAUGAUAAUGAUAGUGCCUGCUCGAAACGUCGCCAGGCUCUCCAUUUCAACAAAUGCAAUGGUCUCCGCCUAAGUAACUUGCACCAUGUCAACAGCCAAAAAGGUCACAUAUGCAUAAAUGCAUGUGAUGAUGUCGAAGUCUCCAAUCUUCAAAUCCUUGCACCAGAUGAGAGCCCAAAUACUGAUGGGAUUGAUAUCUCUGAGUCAAACCAUGUCAACAUCCACGACUCUUUUAUAGGAACCGGUGAUGACUGUAUUGCCAUCAAUGGUUUUUCCACUUCCAUUAAUGUUACUGGUGUCAAAUGCGGACCAGGCCAUGGUAUAAGUAUUGGAAGUCUAGGAAAGGAUGGAGCCUAUGAAACAGUAGAAGAUGUCCAUGUUAAAAGCUGUGCCUUCAAAGGAACUCAGAAUGGUGUACGAAUCAAGACAUGGGAGACCGGAUCAGGAUAUGUCAGGAAGAUCACAUUUGAGGAUAUCACAUUUGUAAAUUCCGAAAACCCUAUUAUUAUUGACCAACAGUACAAUCCUAAUGGAAACAGGGGUGGCUCAGGAAUAAAAAUCAGCGAUGUUACAUACCGCAAUGUGCGUGGAUCUUCAGCUGAUGAGGUAGCAAUCGCUUUGAAUUGUGCUGGCAAAGCGGCUUGCACCAACAUUGUAAUGGACAACGUUAAAAUUACCUCCUCCAAUCCUGGAAAACAAAUACGCGCCUCUUGCAAUAAUGCCAAGGGAACUGCCAUCUCUGCCUCUCCAACUGUGCCCUGCCUAUCAAGUUGACUAUAGCCUUUUCAGUGCAGCUGCAGUUGUAAUUUGGAAACUAUAAUAUUAUUUCACUCAAUGUCCUCAGCUCUCAAAGAUAGGUGGUAUAGAAUAAUGCAGCAAUUGGCAGCAAAGUCUUCUAUGGGAUGUUAUCCAAAGAGACUAUUGGCAGUGUAGAGUUUAUGAAGUAAUUUCAGUCACACUCUUAAGGUUUAUGGGCAAGGUUUUUUUCCUCCCCUUUAAUUUCUGUCCAUCUUAUUUGUCAUGAACUUGCAUUGAUACAUUCAGUGCAAGAAUCUUCUGGAGUUUACAAGCUUGUCAGUUUACAGGCAUUGAUAAGCAGGGGGUAAAAUGAAAUAUUGCAGGUAUUUAGGGAAGAACAUACAUCAGAUACAGAAUCAUAUAUUUGCUACUUUUUAACGAGCUUAAUUCCUUUCCUGAUGAAAGAAAGUUAAGAAACUGUAGAUAAAUUGAAAAUCAGCAACAAAAUAUCUCUGGUUUAAAUGGAAAAUAGGAAACAAAGGCUUGUUACCAGUUACGAAUCCUGGAACAAAGAAACUGCUGCUUUAUUUGAGC
Populus trichocarpa (black cottonwood) is the source of this 1725-nucleotide messenger RNA. RefSeq names its product probable polygalacturonase At3g15720. The coding region runs from base 1 to 1167 and encodes 388 amino acids. NCBI's taxonomy places the organism in Eukaryota, Viridiplantae, Streptophyta, Magnoliopsida, Malpighiales, Salicaceae. The record is from RefSeq and is a predicted model, not a curated record. Gene Ontology annotation, biological process: carbohydrate metabolic process. Gene Ontology annotation, molecular function: polygalacturonase activity. The transcript is spliced from 8 exons.